Molecule: messenger RNA, 516 nt
Organism: Zootermopsis nevadensis
Lineage: Eukaryota; Metazoa; Arthropoda; Insecta; Blattodea; Termopsidae
Source: RefSeq, a predicted model, not a curated record
CCCAAGCCCAAAGCCGCCCCCAAGAAGAGCAAGGCCGUGCGCAGACUCAACUUCGACGAGGACAAGACGUCGCCCGUGUCGGGCACGAUCAUCCGGGAGCUGCGCGCCGACGAGGCUCCGCUGGUCGUGCGGAAGGGCGACAUCGACCCCGCGUUCAACGUCGUCGAGGUGACGGAGGAGGCGAAGGCCGAGCUGGCGAAGAUCGAGAACCGCAUCGGCGCGUACAUCUGCCGGCUGUGCCGCGAGCUGUACGAGGACGCCUUCAGCCUGGCGCAGCAUCGCUGCUCGCGCAUUGUCCACGUCGAGUACCGCUGUCCGGAGUGCGACAAGGUGUUCAACUGCCCGGCCAACCUGGCGAGCCACCGGCGCUGCGAUGCUGCACCAGGUGGUGGUGCCGGCCGCCAACUGACACCCGCUCCUCCUGGCCGCCCCCUGGCCGCCGCCGCCCCCCUUCUGGCGCCUCGACCUGCUCUAGAGGUGAGCAGUGAGUCUAGUCAAGUGUACAAACGAAUCUAG